CUAUGGUGUGUGUGCGAGUAGUUAGCUGCCGGCGCAAGAGCGCGAGUGCUUGGUGUGGGUAUAAGGAUAGUGACUCGUUUGAAAAACUCGACAUUCCAUGCGUGGAUUUUGUGCAGUACGGAAGGAUUUCGACAGUGCGUGCGUACGUGCGUUCGGAAAAAUACAAUUUAUAUACAAAUCAUUACAAUUGCUCUUAUUUGUGGGCAACACAGACACACACACACACACACAGGUGGAUAUACAAAUAAAAAAUAUAAACAAACAAAUGGGUUUGACAUACAAAGCAUUGAAGUACAGAGACAUCAAAAUGAAUAUGACCAAAGCGAAGGCGGUUGAUGGUGAUGAUGAUGAUGGCGGUAAUAAUGGUGGCGCUGAUGUUGAGUCAUCAAAUCAACCAGCCUCAGCGGUAGUGAGUAGCGAGGCAUGCACACCACUAAGGGAUGCAACACCAGCGGCAACGGAUAAAUCGCAAAAUUUUACCGCAGAACAUAUAAUGCAACUGUGCUUAUUUCUGGCGGAAAAAUCCAGAGCAAAGCAACUCCAGCAGAAUCAGGAAAUGAAUGCCCGCAGAUAUUAUGAGAACUUUCUUAGAGAAGCCAAUGAAUUUGUGGAAGAUGAGCAAACGCAAGGAGACUAUGAAUAUACAACAUCUCACAACCCAAUUCAAAGCAUAAGCAAUGAAUGCAAAUCAGCACAAAUUAAAUACAACAACAACAACUCCAAUUCAUUACAAGUCAGCUCACGCACCGGAAGACAAACAAAUCUUAAAUCAGAAACAUUUUCAACGCACACAGUUUUAACAGAUAAAUGUAUAACUAUGAGCAGCAACACUCUGCCCAAUUCCAACUUACUUCCUGAGGUAUAUGAAAAAUUAGCGCAAAACUCGCACAAUUAUCAGCAGCCACAACAAUCGCAACAACAACACCAAGACAAACGUGAUAUUCUACUGAAAAUACGACAACAAAUUUUCGAACGAAAACGCUUGAGACAAGUGCUUAGUGGCGGUGGGCAGCUGGAGCAUAGUCAACAAUACCUACAACCGCAAUACCACCAGCAGCCUGUCGGUUCUCAGUCUGAUUACAGCAGCGCUGAAUUGGAACGGCAAGCUGAGCUGCAGCAAAUGGGUGAUGUCUGGCGGCCUUGGUGAGGGAAGCGACAAGUAUUAGACUAAGCGAUGGGU
This is a messenger RNA of Rhagoletis pomonella (apple maggot), 1180 nucleotides long. RefSeq lists its product as uncharacterized. The record is from RefSeq and is a predicted model, not a curated record. The transcript is spliced from 2 exons. The coding region runs from base 98 to 1147 and encodes 349 amino acids. Lineage: Eukaryota; Metazoa; Arthropoda; Insecta; Diptera; Tephritidae.